GACUUGCCAAUUGGGCAACAGAUAGUCGUGACAAAUAUGAUGGCAAUCAAACAGAUAAGACGCCGGGAGAUCCCUCCAAGCUUAACCGGAAGGAGUCCUAUAAGGCGCAACGCAAGAAUUAUCGUCGGGAAAAGAAACGUGUUGCGUCCGAAUUGCUGAAUUCGCUGCAGGAUCCCACUGUGGUGGUGCUAGCUGAUUGGCUUAAGGUACGUGGCACACUGAAGUCAUGGACGAAGCUGUGGUGUGUUUUAAAGCCCGGCAUGAUGCUGCUCUACAAGAGUCCCAAGCUGAAGAGCAGCCAUUGGGUGGGCACAAUUAUGCUGACCUCAUGCCAGGUCAUCGAGCGGCCRAGCAAGAAAGACGGCUUUUGCUUUAAGCUUUUCCACCCGCUGGAGCAGUCGAUAUGGGCGCCGCGUGGACCAGACAAGGAGACAAUAGGCGCAGUCGUUCAACCCUUACCAACCGCUUACCUGAUAUUCCGCGCACCCAGUCAGGCGGCUGGUAAAUGUUGGAUGGAUGCACUGGAGCUCUCCUUGCGCUGCUCGGCAUUGCUUYUGCGUUCCAAYAGCAGUUUGGGCGCCGUGCAGGGCACCAGUGCCAGCGAYAAUGCGCAGAUAUCRCAUGAAACCCAGUGGUCGGAGGCGGAUUACGAAAAGCAUUUCAACGAACAUGACCCACAUCCCGAACRCUUCUCACCGAGCGGUAGCAUGCAGAAACAAUAUUCGCAGUAUCUUAUGGUGCCCGAAUUGAGCAAAUCGCACGCCAGUUCGGACACAAGUUUGACAUCUCGUGCACAGACACCAAUUUUGCAGCAACUGUACAUGACAAUGACCCAUUGGGAGCGUGUUGUUGCCAAUUCGGCGGAGAAAAACUUACGCAAACUACGCAAAGCCAAACAUUUAGGCAAACGCGAUUCAUUCGAGGGCAUGAGUUCAAUGGGUGAUCUCAGUGAUGUUUCGAGUAUUGACUUUCCAUCCAUGCUGGAAACACACCAAUCGUUAAAAUUGAAGGCACGUCGCCAAAAUCAAUUUAUGAAAUCGGCUUCGUUAGGCCCGAUGGCACAUGAGACAUCGUCAUCGAUUGAUUCGGUUGACGAAAAUGCAGAGCUGCAGGCCAGAUCAGGCGCAUCCAGAGCCUUGAGCGCACCACCUUUUGUGCUCAACGUUAAGGAUCUUGAUGGCGAUAGCCAAAACGAAGGUGGGCCCGCAGCUAUGUCAGGGGUCGAUACUGAAUCAGAAUCAGAWCAAGAGGCUGUGGUCGAAGACGAAGAGCCGGAAACACCAUAUGUGCCACUCACCGAAGAGGAGUUCGGCUCUGUGGGUGAGCAGGUGGAGGAGCUCGCAGACGAGAACAAAAGCUUGAUUUGGAUUCUCGUUAAGCAAGUGCGGCCAGGCAUGGAUUUGAGUAAGGUYGUUUUGCCGACAUUCAUACUCGAGCCACGUUCAUUUUUGGAUAAGCUGUCCGAUUCAUAUUAUCAUGCAGACAUCUUGUCGAGGGCUGUCACCGAAGACGAUCCUUUUACGCGCAUGAAGACCGUUGUACAAUGGUAUCUAUCAGGUUUCUACAAAAAACCAAAAGGCUUAAAGAAGCCCUACAAUCCCAUAUUGGGUGAAACGUUCCGUUGCUWUUGGGAGCACCCGAACGGUAGCCGUACAUUCUACAUUGCCGAACAAGUGUCACAUCAUCCACCAGUGUCGGCGUUUUAUGUGACCAAUCGCCAGGAUGGUUUCUGCAUCAGUUGCUCCAUCUUGGCUAAAUCGAAGUUCUAUGGYAACAGCACAUCAGCUGUACUGGAAGGCGUUGCCACACUCACKUUGCUACCWCGUGGUGAAACGUAUACAUUKAAUACACCAUAUGCCCAUUGUAAGGGCAUACUUGUUGGUACACUGUCUAUGGAGUUGGGCGGCAAAGUUAACAUUGAGUGCGAGAACACCGGUUACAAGACGGAACUGGAAUUCAAGCUGAAACCAUUCCUGGGUGGUUCGGACUAUACCAAUUUAAUUUCGGGUAAAAUUAAGUUGGGCAAAGAGACCAUGGCCACUAUAAGUGGCCAUUGGGAUACCGAAAUGACAAUCAAAGAAGCUAAAACUGGCGAAGAAACCGUACUUUUUAAAGCGGAUGCGGACACGAAACACAAGCGUCUGGUGCGCUAUGUGGUACCGUUGGAUGCUCAGCUACCAAACGAAUCUGAGCGUUUAUGGGAGAAAGUAUCGCUAGCGAUACGCAGCGACGAUCAGGUUGGCGCCACCGAGGAGAAGACCGUGCUGGAGGAAGCGCAGCGCAACUCGGCAAAGGAGCGAAAAGCAUUAUCAAUUGAAUGGAUGCCAGUACAUUUCAACUUCGAUCCCAUAAUUACACAGUGGGUGUAUAAUUACGCUGACUUGCGUCCGUGGGAUCAACGCAACGAUUUGAAGCAGUACGAAGCGAAUUACAAAGUGCUCACGAAGACACGCCAUCGGGCGCCAAUGGUAAAACAUAAAAGCGUUUCGAUUUUGGGUCUGCAACAUGACGAUGAAAAAACCGAUUCGACUGGAUCAAAUCCGGAUGUGAACAAGGAGCCACACCAGAAAUCGAACAAAUCAAUACGAAAAUUGGUAUCAGCCAUUGAAAAGAUGAAUCACACACUGGAGGAGCAAACGAAACAAUUGCGUGUGAUACAAACAAAUUUGGAGCGAAUCCACUAUAAUCCCAGACUAAUGGCGCCGUCUACAUCUACCGGCCGUUACGCCGACAUUGUGCCGCGCACCGUGCCACAAACGGUGGUCAUAAAAUCAAUGGUUUAUGCAUUCGUUGGCUUAGCAGCCUGCUUUGUAAUGAAAUGGAUGUUUAAGUAAAUCCAGCAUCAACUCAGUUGAAGCGGUUAACGAAUCAAUAAGUUGAAUUAGUUAGGUAAAACGCUUAUUGUUCAAAUAUUCAUUGAUUUUGUUGUUGUUAUCAGCGCAACAAGAUCGUGUGCAAUAUGUUUCACACAAGUAAAUAUACAAACUACGUACUUACAUCAAGCGAUGUAACCGUAAAUAAUGCUUAAGUUACGGUUUUACAGUACACAUUUGUACGCUAACUUUAAAAUCGUCUUUAAAAAAAACAUGUUACUAUAGUAUUACCUCAAUUUGAAUUAUGUUAAGCUAUUUUAAAAAACUUCCUUUGUAAUUUUCGCGUUUAGGUCGUAAACUUCUCGAGACACACUUCACUGUAUGCAUAUUGUUUUGUGUGCAGGCGAUUUGAAAUUAUGUAACUACAUAUAAUAUAACUCCAUUUUGUAUUUGYAUGAAAAGUGUAAAGAGCUGUGUAUGUUGAUAAGUGAGAUAAUAGUUUUAUUUGAGCUUUAGUGUGAAUAAUUCGUUGAAUUUUAAGCCAUGUGUUACCUAGGCACCACUGAACAGUGGUUUAUGCGGCACUGGUACCAGGUUGCGCAUGAGAUUAAGGGACACACUUAUGAGUGUCGAAAAAAAUAGCAAUUACAAAAAAAAAAAAUCCUAAAAUCUUUUAUACAAAAUAUUUAUUUGAGGUUACGUUUGAAGAAUACGAGUAUACAACAAAGUUUUUGAAGAGAAAAUUAAAUAUUUUUCGAGCUACACGUGUUAUUCGACGGCGCUAGAAAAACUGCUGCAGCCUUCGUUCGUAAAUGAAACAAAAAAAUUAUUCUGUACUUGAAGGUAUUGUAUGUACAAUGAUCUGCGGUCGAAAAAAAAACAAAUUUCCACAAAAUGUUUCGUUUUUAAAGUACAAUUUUACCAAAAUGUUUGGUAUUUUUGSCCUGACAGAAUAUWAUUUUUGAUAAAAAAAAAAUUUAURGGCCAUUGUAUGGAGAGCAGAAUAUGCCAAAAAUUUGAUUGAAAUCAUAUUUAAAUUUUUUUCUUCUUUACUAACAUAGACAUYGCUUACGCGGUUAUAUAGUAUAAUAUUAUUUCACACGAAAGGUGUCCCUUAAAAAAUUCAUUAAGRACUUGAACCUUGACAGUUUUCACUUCUUUACUACAUAGUAGAGAAAUUUAAUUAGGCUACUGUGGAGGAAUCUGCCGUAGAAAUCUCUAGAAUUUUUAGUGUCAAAAUCUAACCUAGCUUUGACUUUGACACUAAAAAUCCUGGAGAUUUUUACGUGACUCCAAAAUCGAACUGCUUGUGGUUCACCCAACUAUUCACAYGUAAUCGUUUCCUAUUUUUUUUUGAUAAGUUUUUAAAAGUUGUUUUGAGGUUAGUUGCUUUUAAAGCAGAAAUCGGUAGGAUUUUUAACUAUAAUUUAAUUGUGUAUUACAACCAUUAAUUGUAAACUCACUGUAAACAUACCUAAGAAAUUGUAUUUCUUUAUACACGAAGGCUUUUCAAAAGUUGUUUACAUAUAAAUUCCUAAAUUCCUUUAUAAAUACUACAAGUAUAUAUGUAUUUUUUAUUUCAAUUAUUAUUAAUCAUAUAUUAAGUUUAAAAGAAGAAGAAGCAGAUGUUAUUAGCUGUGUGUUGGAUUUGKGGAAAAGCUGUUGUUCGUGUUAGCGAGAUAUUAUGUAAUUUAACUCGUAUGUAUUUUUAUUAUUACAUGUAUCGUGGUCGUGAUCGUGAUUGUGUCGUGAUUUGUAUCAACGAAGUAAGACAUUUAAAAUUUAAACAAUUAAUACAUAUUUAUAACAUAUUGUUCUGAUUAUCGCACCAAGCAUYGAUGGUUACAUUUAGAAAAUAAUAAUAUGUUUCUCUCUCUAUAACUCUUUCGGUCACACAACACGCACUUGAAAUUUUCCAAACAAAUAAAAGCACCAUGACAGGAAUCACAACACAAAUUCGCUUAUUAGCCACGAUUAGACUAUAGAAAUGAUUGCAAUUUACGCUAAAUAAAAUGUCUUCUGUUAAGAACAUAACAAAGGGAGUAAGAUGAAGAUGAUUAUCUACAUAAGUACACAAAUGCUGUUAACAUUUCAAGUCCAAUAAACGAAACUCUAUACUUUA
Messenger RNA from Bactrocera latifrons, 4935 nucleotides. RefSeq names its product oxysterol-binding protein-related protein 8 (gene Orp8). Gene Ontology annotation, molecular function: cholesterol binding. The record is from RefSeq and is a predicted model, not a curated record. Gene Ontology annotation, cellular component: membrane; intracellular membrane-bounded organelle; cytosol. NCBI's taxonomy places the organism in Eukaryota, Metazoa, Arthropoda, Insecta, Diptera, Tephritidae.